AUGACGCAGCUUGUCAACAAAAACCUAAUAACACUGAAAUGUGUCCUCUUCUGUUUCCUCUCAGGCAUAGGAUGCAUAUACCCGUUCCUGCCGCUGCAUAUGCUGGCGAUUGGUCUGGACAAAGCCGAAGCGCGUCUUAUAUCUGCUGUGACGCCUUGCAUCGCCUUACUUGGACCAGCGAUUCUGGGACCCCUCAUUGACAAAUUGUCUGUGGGACGGGGCUCCACCGGCGGUAAUACCAGCCCCAGCGGAUCAAGCCGCUUACUGCGCACCGUCACAGCUCUAUGUCUCGUUCUGAGUGCGCUGUUCUACUCUCUGCUGCUGGCGGUGCCUUACACGGAGCGACACGAUGCGCGCCGGCCCCAGGUCCUAUUCAUGUGCGACGCUGAGGGCGCGUACGUCAUGCAGGAAGCGUGCGCCGAGGGGAUGCGGUGCAACAGCUGGCCAGGAGUCAAGAGAGGCGUGCUAGCCGUCGGCGCCUGCGAAUACGGCUGCGCUGACGAGGACAUGUCCUGGCUGACGGAGCCCUUCACCACCACGUCCACCAGCACCACGUUAAGCCCCAUGUACAACAGCGUGGCCAAUGUGACCAUGUCGACAGAGCCCCCCCAGGAGGACGCCGAAGACGGCGCCGACUUCGAGGUGAACCCGCCCCACCUGUGCACGGACGGCCACUGCCUGGUGUACAUGCAGCACGCCGCCCGCCUCCGGGUGCCGCUCGCCCUGGAAGCAGACGCAGCCAACGCCACGGCUGCCAACAGCACGGAGGCCGCCAACGCCACCGACGACGGCUGGUGCCGAUACCGCGGGCCCUUCCAAUGCCGGGUGCCCGAGGAGCGGUUGGCGGAGGUGCACACGCGCGACGUCCCGUGCAGGCCGGCGGUGCGCUGUCAGGUUUUGGACCCCUACGACGAGCCGGACGCCGUCCUCUCCGACGCGGAGUGCCGCUUGGUCAUCGGCAACCCCGCUUACACCUUCUGGGUCUACUUCUUACUAAGGGCGCUGGCGGACGUUUGUCCCACCGCGGCGCUGGCGCUGCUGGGCACCGCGUGCGUGAUCGCCACCCGCGAGACGUCGCUGGGGCGCGGCGACGUGGGCCGCCAGCUGGCCUGCGGCACGCUGGGCCUGGCGCUCUUCCCGCCGCUGGCCGCGCUGGCGGCGGACCUGGUCCCGGACGCCCCGUACGCGGUGCCCUUCGCGAUGCACGCGCUCUUCAUGGCGCUGGGCGCGGCGGUGCUUCUGGUCGACAGCGGGAUGCCGCUGUCGGCGCCCGAGUGGUGGUGGCACACGGCCACGGGCGCGCUGGCGGUGCCGCUGAGCGCGGUGAGACGCGCCGGCGCCGAGACGGCGGCCGUGCUCGCCGUGCUCGUGCUGCUCGGCGCGCUCUGGAGCGGCAUCGACACCUACCUCCCCUGGACCAUACUGGCGCUGAACGGGACGGUGCCGGAUGUGGGCCUGGCGCGCGUGGCGGCCGCCCUGCCCGCGCUGCCCGCCCUCUUCUGGGCGGAGGCGCUCGUCGACUACGUGGGCCACUCCAACGUCUUCAUCGGCGCCUUCACCUUCUACAGCCUCCGCUACACGGGCUUGGCGUUCAGCACGUCGUACGCGUGGGUGGUGGUGAGCGAGCUGCUGGAGGUGUUCACGCUGAGCCUGGUGUGGGCGACGGCCGUGCUCUACUUCCGCCACCUGGUGCCCAAGAAGUACACCACCACGGGGCAGGCGCUGCCGGUGAUCGCGCACUUCUGCGUCGGUCGGUGCAUCGGGGCCAUAGUGGGCGGGAUGGUGGGGCUGGAGGAGCCGCUGGCGUCCGCCCGCGGCACGUACCGGGCCCUCGGCGUCGCCGCCCUGCUGGUGGCGGCGGCGUACCUGGCGCUGUACCACCUGGUGCUGGCCCCGCGCUGCACCGCGCCGCCCGCCGCCCCGCCGCGCGCCCUCCUGCAAGGUAUAGGCGCGAACGGCGCCUCCAACGGUUCGUACUCACCCAUGAGAGUGUACCACGAAGAGCGUUCGCGGAAGGGGCAUUUCCGCUAC
Messenger RNA from Iphiclides podalirius (scarce swallowtail), 2031 nucleotides. The record is from the annotation of a GenBank genome assembly. Lineage: Eukaryota; Metazoa; Arthropoda; Insecta; Lepidoptera; Papilionidae.